AUGUCGUUCUUCAUUGAGAACCCCAACGUGGGCAACAAGAGCCACCCAGAGGACUCGAGAAUCCGUGGAUACAACCCACUCACCCCGCCCAACCUGCUCCAGCAUGAGAUCGCACAGAGCGAAAAGUCUAAGCAGACUGUCUUGCAAGGCCGUGAUGAAGCCGUUGCCAUUGUACAGGGAACGGACCGCACGAGACUGUUGGUGAUCGUCGGCCCGUGCUCGAUUCACGACCCGGACAUGGCCCUGGAGUACUGUGAUCGUCUAUUGAAGCUGAAGGAGAAGUACAAGGAUGAGCUGUUGAUUGUCAUGCGUUCCUACCUCGAGAAGCCUCGCACGACCGUUGGUUGGAAGGGUCUGAUCAACGAUCCCGAUAUCGACAACAGCUUCAAGAUCAACAAAGGUCUGCGCACGUCGCGCCAGCUUUUCGUUGACCUGACCAACAAGGGCAUGCCCAUUGCCAGCGAGAUGUUGGACACCAUCUCACCCCAGUUCCUUGCCGACUGUCUCUCGGUUGGUGCUGUUGGUGCUCGCACCACGGAGUCCCAGGUUCACCGUGAGCUGGCCUCCGGUCUGUCUUUCCCCGUUGGCUUCAAGAACGGCACAGAUGGCACCCUUGACGUCGCGGUCGACGCCAUUGGCUCUGUCAAACACCCCCAUCACUUCCUGUCUGUUACCAAGCCCGGUGUGGUGGCCAUUGUAGGCACUGUCGGUAAUGAGGACUGCUUCGUUAUCCUGCGAGGUGGCAAAAAGGGCACAAACUACGAUGCCCAGAGCAUCGCGGAGGCCAAGGCCAAGCUCGAGAAGUCAGGCCUCAAGCCCCGUCUGAUGGUCGACUGCAGUCACGGCAACUCCCUAAAGAACCACAAGAACCAGCCCAAGGUUGCUGCUACCGUGGCUGAGCAGAUUGCCGCUGGUGAGGAGGGCAUCAUGGGUGUAAUGAUUGAGAGCAACAUCAACGAGGGCGCCCAGAAGGUCCCGCCCGAAGGCAAGGCUGGUCUCAAGUACGGCGUCAGUAUCACCGAUGCUUGCAUCGGCUGGGAGGACACUGAAUCGGUCCUCGACAAUCUCGCGCAGGCCGUCCGUGCACGGAAAGAGAAGCUUUCUGUUAACGGAACAGCUUAA
Molecule: messenger RNA, 1122 nt
Organism: Paecilomyces variotii
Lineage: Eukaryota; Fungi; Ascomycota; Eurotiomycetes; Eurotiales; Thermoascaceae
Product: phospho-2-dehydro-3-deoxyheptonate aldolase
Exons: 4
Coding region: 1-1122 (373 amino acids)
Biological process (GO): aromatic amino acid biosynthetic process
Cellular component (GO): cytoplasm
Molecular function (GO): 3-deoxy-7-phosphoheptulonate synthase activity
Source: RefSeq, a predicted model, not a curated record